UCUGCAACAACCCCAGGCCGCUGGCGCAGACGAGAGAGUGUGUUCGUGUGUGACAGCGACCGCGACAGCAGGAAGGGAGAUGGCGCGAGGCAAGGCCAAGCUGAAAAAGGGACAGCGGGCGUCGUCCAAGGCGACCACUCAGCCGCUGAAGAGCGCCAAGGCGGCGGCGGCGUCGGCAGCGGCCGCGACGGUGGAUCUCACGUCGACAACAAAGGGAACUGCUCACCAUGCCACACAUCCAACGCGUGCAGAUUCGCUCAGCGAUGCCUCGGCCUCGCCGAGAAACUAUCACAGGGGAUUGGGAGAGAUCAGCGACGUGUUCUCAAAUGCGUAUGACUCUGGGUACGGGUCACACGAGGGCGAUGGAUUCAGCGAGAAUUGCGAUCAUCGCGACCUCGAUGCAGAGAAAAUGAAGAAGGUGGCUGGUCUCUUGUCGGACCUCUUCACCUCGUCAUUUCGCUUGGCAGUACCUUCGCUUUUCCGAGGCAUGAUCCAAAACUUGCAGGAUCAGGUGCUCUUGGACAAGCUGAUGGGCUUUCUUGACGAUGGAUUCGAGCCUACGCUCAUCCGCAACAUGGCCUUGGACGACAGCACCCGUGAAGGCAUCAAGAUGCAGAUUAAGCUAGCAUGCGAUGACGAGCUGCCAGAUGUCGUCUUGAAGCUGUCGACAGAGGAUUGCUUCGACCUCGCUUGUGACUUGGCGGUGCGACACGGUCGAGACUUGCAGACGUGGGGCCCACCCUGCGCAUGCUCCUUCUCCUCUUGCCUCUCUUGCCUCGAAAAGCUCGUCGUUUCCGUCCGAAACACUCCGCCCGUGCCACCCGCCGCGGUACGGCCAAUCGACGGGCAACAGCUUGUUCUCGCCAUCGAGGAAACGUUGAAUAGCGAGGAUGCUUCAGACUCCGAGGCCGGGCCGAUCAGGAGUCUUGUCACCAAGGGAUCCGAUGUGGCCACGAUGCCCUGGGUGAAAGUCAUGGAAGAAGCGUGGACGUCGAUGGCCCAGAUUCUAUGGAAAACAGCAGACCAGAUCGAUCCUCUCAGCAUACCAAAGGUCAAGGAUGCCUACGAAGCUCUCACAAAGCUUGAUGGCUUGGAUCUGUGGUAUACGAUUGUGACAAGGGAACUCGAGGCAACCUGCCACCUUCACGGCGGUGAUCUAUCGACGGACGCUCAUUCUCUCGACAAGACCCGGAUUCUGCGGCCGGAAAAGACUGGGAAGCUGGCUUCGUUGGCGUCAGGGCGAGGAGGGAUCCUGGCGCUGAGUACACAAUACGACCGGAUGAAAAAGGAGAAUAUGAAGCUCAGGGCCGAACGAGGACUGUCAGUGGACGAAGUCGAUGAGGUGGGAAUUUUCUAUCGCAAAUCUCUGGCCAGAGCGAUACGAGAGCAGGGCAACUCAGCUUUUGCUCGACACGAAUUUCAGGAGGCUGCCGAGCACUACACGCGUGCAAUGGGCUACGAUUCCGAGGAGCCGGUGUUUCCGCUCAAUCGAGCAGCAUGUUUGGUCAAGCUGGCACGCUUUCAAGAGGCGGAGAAGGACUGCAGCAUGGCCAUCGAACUCGACAAGACGAAUCACAAGGCCUGGUUCCGGCGAGGGGUCAGUCGUGCUGGCCAGGGCAAGGUCGGUAUGGCCAGAAAGGACUUUGAAGAGGUGCUGAGGAUGCAGAGGAACGAUGCGGGGGCUUUCGAUGAGCUUAGGGGCCUUAGCAUGCAAUUCUUGGAGGAGGCGCAUCGGAAGACUGCGAAAGACUCUCCUGCCAAGGGCAAAGUCAAAUUCAAGGAGCUGCCGACGAGAGAAGAGAUGGCGGGCAAAGCAAAGGAGAUUGUCAACGACGAAGACAUGGCAGUGACUGAGAGCCAGACGUCGGCAACAACAGAGACGAGAAUGAUGCGAUCCGACUCGCAAAUCAGCACAAAUUCCAACGGGAGCUCCUCUUCGUUUUCCUCUGCGAAAGCAGAUAGAGAGGGCGGCUUGGUGGAGAGCAACUUGCAAGCAUCGCUGAAAGCGUACGAAGAGGUCCUCAGCCAGACUUCCUUUGCGCUCGCUUUCAGCAUGGUCGUGCGGCAGCGGACAGGCUUCAACGUUCACGUUCCGAUUCCUGCGUGGAUCCGACCGCCCUCCUCGCAUUCGUCUUAGUCGGGAGCCCUGCUCUUCGUUGCGGUGUCUCAUUGUCUGUCAUAUCAUUGUAUUCUAGCAAAACAACUACCUCUGUACCACACACGAUCUCAUGAUGCCUUGACAUCAUUAUCAUUUAC
This is a messenger RNA of Acaromyces ingoldii, 2256 nucleotides long. RefSeq lists its product as hypothetical. The transcript has 7 exons. Gene Ontology annotation, molecular function: protein binding. The coding region runs from base 80 to 2137 and encodes 685 amino acids. Lineage: Eukaryota; Fungi; Basidiomycota; Exobasidiomycetes; Exobasidiales; Cryptobasidiaceae. The record is from RefSeq and is a predicted model, not a curated record.